Molecule: messenger RNA, 2338 nt
Organism: Paramecium pentaurelia
Lineage: Eukaryota; Ciliophora; Oligohymenophorea; Peniculida; Parameciidae
Source: the annotation of a GenBank genome assembly
AUGUAUCCUUUUAGAGCAAAUAAAUCAAAUUCUUAAGAAUCUUUUUUUGUAUUGCUAGUUGAUGGAACAACUUCAAUGAAUGCACAUUAUCCAAUAUUUUUGAAAUGUUUUCAUAAAGUAUUCAAUAGUAUCAAACAUAAAUUGGCUUUUCAAUUUGGUAUAUCAUAAGAUAGAACUGAUUCUGUUUUAUAUGAUAUUAAUAAAUACUUAGAUCAUAGGGAAAGCAAUUUCAAUAAAGUUUUUAAGUAAUUAUUUGAAAUUUUGAUUACUUAACAUAUAGAUAAAAAAUAUUUGACGAUAUGUUUUAUUUCAGAUGGAGUUGAACCUUUUAUUUUUGAUGAAUUUCUUCCAUUAGUCAAACAAAUAACUUCAAUAUUCUAAAUCUAAUUUGCUAGCAUUGCUGUUGGCAAAAAUUUCCCAACAUUGAUAAGCAAUUAAUUAAGAGAACGAUUGCAUAACAAUGGAAAUUUAGAUUUUCCAUUUAUCUAUUAAGUUAUGGAUCAGGGUUAAAUAAGAUAAGAAUUAGAUGAUUAUAAUAAUGUAAUAAUCAAUCCUUAGGAUGAAAAUAAAAUUAUUUAAGAGUUUACGGAUGCAUUUGAGGGUUUAAAGUAAUAAUUGAUUGUAUAUACUGGAAAUAUUGAAUUGAAUGAAAUAGUAUAUAAAUCAUUCAUAUAGAAUGAAGAUUAAGCAACAAAUGUUGUUUAAUGUAAUUAAGUAUUUUUAGCAACUAAUCCCACUGUUGAAACUAAAAAUAAUUAAGUAAUCUAAUGUUCUUAAGAUGUUGAAGAUUUUACUUAAAUUUAGAAAGGAAGUAUUUAAUAACUAUUAAUACAUUUGUAAGCCAAUAAUAAAAUUGAGGAUAGUUAAAAGGAAUUUAAGAAACUUUUAGAUAUUUCUACAAAAAGUUAACGACUAUUAGUUCAAAUAAAUUAAUAAAAAAAUCCAACCAAAGAUUAAUAAUAAAUUAAUAAUCAUCCAAUUCUUAAUGUAAUGAAUGAAUUAAUGAAUUAAUUUGUAUAAACUAAUUAUGUAGCCUCUCUUAAAAAUAAUGAAAAUGAAUAUGCAUAAUUAUAAGCAAAUCUUGAAAAAAAUCCUGAAAAAUGCAUUAAAUAAAGUGUAGAAUAUUCUAAGAGUUUUCCUUAAGGUAUUUUUAUAAUUUUAUAAAUUAGUUUCUCAGUUUUAAAAUAUAAUUUAAGAUCAACCAUAAUAACUUAAGGAUAUUGAAAUCUAACCUAUUUAACAUAUUCAACUAGAAUAAAAAGUCUAAAAAAAAUAAAAUAUUCAACAUCAUUAGUAAAAUAUCAAUGAAGUUAAGCUAAAUUCUAAAUUAAUUAUAUUGAUUGAUUCUUUUAAAAUAUCAGAAUUAUAGGCAGAGGAUAUAAUAAAUUAAAAAAAAAUUAUUUUUAAUAAAUAAGAAGAAGAAAAUGUAUUAACUCUUUGGUGGGCAGAUAGUAUUUAAUAAAACCCAAAAUUUAAUAGUGAAGGCUAAUAAAUACCUUUAACAUAAGCAAUCUAAUAAAUAUUUGGUAUAAUAGAAUAAGAUUAAUCAGGUAUCACAAAUUUUAUUAUUUGGUUAAUUAUAUCAGGAUAGCAUCAAGUAGACUUUUAAUCUUUAAAAAAAUAAUAACAAUAAAUAUAAUCAUAAAAUAAAUUGAUAGCUUUUACAACCUUAAUAAUUGAAAAUAAUUAAUAAAAUGAUGAUGCCAAAAUGGCUUAAUUAAAAUUAUCACUUGAAUUAAGAAGAUAACUUCAUACAAAUUAUUAAACUCAUUCUCUCUAAGUAUCUGUUAGAGUUAAGACAUAAGAAUUUCAUUCAUAUUUAAAUCAAUAUUUUAUAAUGGUUAAGGAUUAUUAAAACAAAUUUUAUAGAAUUUAAAGAAAAGGAUGUUAUCUUAGAGGUAUCACUCUACAAAAAAAUGCAAUGCAUUUAUUAAAAUAAUUUAUAAAUGAUAUAGAGUAGUUUAGACAAUAAUUCAAUGAAGAUAUGGAAUUUAUAUAAAUUCUUAAAUAAAUAAAACAAAAAUAUUAUAAAAUGAUGAAUAAUUUUAAAGAACAAGAGGUUCCAAAUGAAAAAUAUUGUUUAGCAAAACUCAAUACAAUUUUUGAAUUAAUUGAUAGAAUCAAUUUAAAUAAUCAUUGUGAUUUCUUAGAUGAAAUAUUUAAAAUAAAAUUAGGAUUUUAUGAUAGGAAUUAGAAAGUAGUUGAUAUUAAAUAAUUGAAUAAGGCAAGAAAUAUAAUGUAGAAUAACAAUUAGUCAUAACCAUCAUUAAUUACAAGGUCAGCUCUUGCUUUAAUAUUUAUUUACUUAUUUUCAUGGAUAAUGAGAAAUUAUUUAUGA